AUGUCAUUUGAUCCAGCCAACCUUGAUCCCAUUGCGGAUGAGUCUGUUCUUAUCACUGGUGGUUCAUCUGGGUUGGGCCUUGCCACAGCCCGUGCUUUUGUGGCCUCGGGCGCAUAUGUGACCAUUGCAGAUAUUCAGCCGCCUCCCGAAAAUGCAUUUGGCGAUGGACAGCACCGCGUCAACUUUUCUCUUUGCGGUGUGACAGACUCUGCGUCGCAGACUGAAGCUUUCAAAGCGGCGAUAAAGUUUGCUCCAAGCCAUAUUCUUGAUGUUGUUGCCCUUUUUGCUGCCGUGGACGAUUCACCCAACCUGGUCGAUCUCGGUUCGUCUAAUGGCAAUGGGCCAAAUCUAGACAGCCUGAGCAUAAAGUGUCUGGAUGUGAACUUGAAGGGAAUCUAUUACUCAACCUAUCUCGCCUUGCAUUACUUGCAGCAGCCCGAAUUGGCGCCCUCUUCUCAAACGUCCGGCUCGGGCAAUCGCUCGACGAAGUCACUGAUUUUGCUCUCUUCAUUGGGUGGCUACCUCGAUGACAGUCACGACAGUAUCUAUUCCGCCACCAAGUACGGCAUUCGAGGCCUCUUCCGCAGCAUUCGACUGCGAUCAUACAAUGAACUGCAUGUGCGCUGCAAUUUGAUAGCACCAUGGGUCAUUAGAACACCGUUGACUGUGCCUCUCCAAGACUUCAUGGACAAGAGCGGAAUGCCUGAAGGAAAGGGAUUGACCUUUGCAACAGUGGAUGCUGUUGUUGAUGCUGUGGGUCGGUGUGCCGUAGAUGAGAAUGUUGUUGGUCGCUCAAUUGCUGUUAUGCCUGAAGGCAACUUUGACCUCGGUGAUGAUGAAGAAGGACUCUGGGCAGGUGCAGCAUUGAAGAAAAUUGUCCAGGCAAGAAAGGAUGCUGGAAAUGUGAUUGUUUGAUGAGUACAUCUUCUCAGUAGGACAUAUAGCGAC
Trichoderma harzianum CBS 226.95 is the source of this 948-nucleotide messenger RNA. RefSeq lists its product as hypothetical. Gene Ontology annotation, cellular component: cytoplasm. The record is from RefSeq and is a predicted model, not a curated record. The coding region runs from base 1 to 915 and encodes 304 amino acids. Gene Ontology annotation, molecular function: oxidoreductase activity, acting on the CH-OH group of donors, NAD or NADP as acceptor. NCBI's taxonomy places the organism in Eukaryota, Fungi, Ascomycota, Sordariomycetes, Hypocreales, Hypocreaceae. The transcript has 2 exons.